UGCAGUCGGGGCGGGCGCCAGCCCUGCUGCUCAGGUCACGCACAACCGGGCGGACGGUCAGAAGUGUAGUACAGAACGCAACGUUACGAUGGCGAACGAGGCCAGGCCCUGUCCGUGCGCCCUGGGGGACAGGAUGGACUACGGGAGUCUCGGAGAAGAGAUUCGCAUCGAGCACGUCGACGCUUAUGUUGUGAAGCCCACAUCGGCCCCGGGAAAGGCCGUCAUUGUAAUCCAGGACAUCUUUGGAUGGCAACUUCCCAAUACAAGAUACAUGGCCGAUAUGCUGUCUUCAAACGGAUAUAUUGUGGUUUGUCCAGACUUCUUUGUUGGAAAGGAGCCGUGGAGUCCGUCCAAUGACUGGUCAACAUUUCAGCUGUGGCUAGAGGACAGGAAACCUACCAGCAUCAACAAGGAGGUGGACGUGGUUUUGAAGUACCUGAAGGACCAGUGUGGUGCCCAGAGGAUUGGUGUCGUGGGCUUCUGUUGGGGAGGUGUGGCCAGUCACUACAUGGCUCUCCAGUACCCUGAGAUCUCAGCUGGAGUUUCAGUCUAUGGGAUCAUUCGAGAGAAGGAGGACAGUUAUGAACUUAAAAGUCCAACUCUAUUCAUUUUUGGUGAAAAAGACCCAGUGAUACCACUGGAACAGGUGAAAGGCCUUGAGACAAAACUGAAGGAGAGGUGCUCUGUUGACUACCAAGUGAAGAUUUUCCCUAAUCAAACCCAUGGGUUUGUGCAUCGUAAAAGGGAAGACAUCAAUGAGUUGGACAGACCCUACAUUUUGGAGGCCAGGGAAGACAUGGGGCCUUCUGGGCCACCUGUCGUGCCCACCCACCUUGACUCUACACCUGUCGUGCCCACCCGCCCUGACUCUACACCUGUCGUGCCCACCCGCCCUGACUCUACACCUGUCCUGUCCACUAUGCAGGUGUAUCCAAACCCAUUUGACCUGAUCCACAAAAUCCACCAUUUAUUCAUUUAAAACAGGUUUUGCUACCUGAGCUGCAAUUGCCUGACAUGAUUCUUGGUAUUCACAUAUGAUCUUCAAAUGGGUGUCAUGCCAAGGUGUGGGUUACACCAGCCUGUUCCAUGAUAACAGAUCUGUGUUUCUCUCCAUUACAUCUGGGACAACGUAUAGUUUUGAAGAGUCUUAACCUUGAGGUUGGGAGGAGCCAAGAUGUCCAUGAUCUGUUACAGAGUUCCCAGUGAAAGCCCAGGGCUGGCUUGCAAAAACUGCACAAAAUUCUGAAUGGUUACACAUGUAUUGUUAAAGAAGUAACCAAAGAUCAUGAGCUACACCUCUAGCCUUGUUCUCCCCACACACCUAUAUAAUUGGGGCAUACUGUACCCCUGAACUGGGCAACUGGGCCUGGAGCUGCUGUGAAGGGUAUUUCAGACUGAGGUGGUGUAGUAAUUCAUUUGACAAUCUGAUUGUGACCAAGUGGAAUAAACAGUAAUAUUUUUAA
This is a messenger RNA of Electrophorus electricus (electric eel), 1463 nucleotides long. It is a transcript of the gene cmbl, whose product is annotated as carboxymethylenebutenolidase homolog (Pseudomonas). The record is from RefSeq and is a predicted model, not a curated record. Lineage: Eukaryota; Metazoa; Chordata; Actinopteri; Gymnotiformes; Gymnotidae. Gene Ontology annotation, molecular function: hydrolase activity.